Neolamprologus brichardi is the source of this 3395-nucleotide messenger RNA. Its product is annotated as flavin-containing monooxygenase 5-like. Gene Ontology annotation, molecular function: N,N-dimethylaniline monooxygenase activity; flavin adenine dinucleotide binding; NADP binding. The record is from RefSeq and is a predicted model, not a curated record. Lineage: Eukaryota; Metazoa; Chordata; Actinopteri; Cichliformes; Cichlidae.
GCAAUGAUUAUGGAAAUGAAUAUGCAUUCUUUUGUUAUGUCUAGAGUGGACUUCUGUAAUACACUGUAUACUGGAAUUAGUUAAUCAUCAAUGUCUGCUUUCCAGUCACUCUUCAUCCAGUCAUGUUGUGGCUGAAGCUUAUUUUGAAAGGGGGCCAUACACAAAUCUAACCAAUUACUAAGAAUGACUAACACAACAAUUAUUAUCCAACUAUUAUCUGAUUCUCCCACGAAUUACUGAAUACUGAAUAAGUCUGGUAACUUAUACAGUUUGCUUUUUGGCCAGCUUUCCUUUUAGUCUGGUAUUAGACUAGACUUUAUUAAGAUAGCAUCUCCACUUCAGUCUUAGUGACUAAAGUACAAACCUUCUUUGUGGUACAAACCCCAGUGAUACCUGAUUACUAAGUACAACAAACUAAACUCCUGAAUCUUACUUCCUAUAAUAUGUAAAUCAAGAGAAAACAGUGUUUUUAAAAAAAGAAAAAGAAGGAAAGAAGCAGUUCAGCCUUUAUAUAUGAUAACAAAUUUAUGUAUUUACACGAUAGAACACUGAAUACAAACCACACUAAGAAACACUGGGCCUAAAGAGACUUCUCCUCUAUAACAGAAAGAGUAUAGCAGGGUUUGGAGGUCUGGGCCAAGUUGCUGUCAGGAGAGUAAUAUAGAAACCCGAACUUUUAAACAGCAGGAUGUCAUGGAGGAGCCAAUCAGCAGCAAACACAUCGAUAGGCAAGCCUGCAGAAGGAUCUUCAAAGAUCCUCAAAUUGAAAGAUGUCCCACUAUUACAAAAGAUUUGGAUAAAAACCGCAAUAAAGGACACACACUAUGUCACAUAUGACCCAGAUGCAACAAUGCAAAGAUGUACAGAUUUGAGAAACUGAGUCUUCCCAUCAUGUGGGUUCUAAUAAGAAGCACCUCUUUUACUCAUUCCAAUAUUUGAAGAGAAGGGUUAAAGUCCCUCCUCUGGCAUAUUGUUUAACUGAUUGCACAACAAGAGUUCAGGUCAUGGGAGCUUACACACCGUUUAACGCCCAACACCGGCUAAACAGGACCGACAAGCAUAUAACUGAAGAAGGUGAGAACAACUGACAUGUCUUUCAAACUUGUAACAAUGGCCUAUUUUUGUGCAUAUAGUGUACAGCUUACAAUGUUACUACUUUUGAGGUAGUUGAUUAUGGAAGACAGAAGAAGAAACAUAAAAAUGUGCAUGCAGUCUUUACGUGUUGGUCUGUGCAUGAAACAUGUCUGACUCACAGUGUCUUUCCAUACCCAAGUGUUCAGUAAUGGUUCGACGUGUGGCAGUAGUUGGAGCAGGCAGUUCUGGUUUGGCCUGUAUCAAGAUCUGUGUGGAUGAGGGGCUCGAGCCUGUCUGCUUUGAAAGCAGUGAUGACAUUGGAGGCUUGUGGAAUUUUAGAGAGACACCUGAGCCAGAUCGAACCAGCAUCUACCGGUCCUUGGUGGUCAAUACCUCCAAAGAAAUGAUGUGCUUCAGUGAUUUUCCAAUGCCGUCUGACUAUCCCAACUUCAUGCAUAACUCACAGCUUCUGCAGUACUUCAGGCUCUAUGCUGAACACUUUGACCUGCUUAGAUACAUUAACUUUCAGACCACAGUGAGGAGUGUUUUGCAAAGGCCGGAUUUCUCUCUAUCCGGCCAAUGGGAAGUAGUGACCAUAAACAAGAACGGACAGGAAGAGAGGCACAUCUUUGAUGCCGUUCUGGUGUGCUCAGGUCACUACACCCAUCCAACAUUACCAUUGUCUGACUUUCAAGGGCAUGAAACCUUUUCUGGCAGGUGUCUUCACAGCUGGGAAUAUAAAGAUGCAGAUGCCUUCACAGGAAAAAGGGUGGUGGUGGUCGGCAUUGGCAAUUCUGGAGGUGAUAUUGCUGUGGAGAUUAGCAGAUCGGCCGAGAAGACCUUUCUCAGUACACGUCAAGGGGCCUGGGUGAUGGGCAGGAUGUCCACCAAUGGCGUUCCUCUCGACAUGACAGUAAUCAAACGGAUCAACAAUGUCUUCUUCCAAUUGCUCCCCAAGACUUUGGUCAACUGGGCAGCAGAGAGAGCACUGAACAAUAAAUAUGGCCACAUAUUGUAUGGUCUAAAACCCAAACACAGACUUAUGGAGAGAAAGCUUAUGAUCAAUGACGAUCUCCCAGGCCGAAUCCUUCAGGGGGCAAUAGUCAUGAAGCACAAUCUGGAAGGGUUCAAGGACUCUAGAGUUGUAUUUGAAGAUGGCACGGUGGAGGAGAACAUUGACGCCGUGGUAUUUUGCACAGGUUACAUUGGAAAGUUCCCAUUCCUACCAUCAACUCUGUCAGAGGGACCAUAUGAAGAGGUGACACUGUACAAGAGAGCGUUUCCUCCAUCCCUGCAACCUCCCACACUGGCCGUCAUGGGACUUUUCCAAGUAAAAGGUCCAAUCAUGCCUACAGUGGAAAUGCAGGCUCGCUGGGCUGUUAAGGUCUUUUUAGGUCAGAGUCGUCUUCCAACCAAAGAGAAAAUGCUGGAUGUCAUUGAGUCUGAGAGGAGGAGAAACAUGCAAAGCUAUCCCUGUCCACGGCAGGCUGUUCUACAGGUUGAUUACAUCCCAUAUCUGGAUUUUAUGGCUGGGGAAGUAGGUGUUCGACCAAAACUCCUGAGGCUUUUUCUGAGAGACCCUGUGCUCUGGGCAAAGGUCUUCUUUGGUCCCUGCACACCUUAUCAAUAUCGUCUUAGUGGGCCUGGAAAUUGGUCUGGUGCCAGACAAGCUAUCUUCACUCAGUGGGAGCGGGUUUCUCAACCGUUCAGAACCAGAGAAAUACCAGACAACACCAGUAAAUUUGGCUUGUGUUCUCCGCUGAUGCUCACAUUCACAGGAACUGUAAUUAUAGUCGUGCUUUUUUCUAAAGGCAAGAUUGUUACGACCCUGGAAGCUGCUACUGAGAUGCUGACCAAAAGCACAGUUUUUCUGAGGGAGUUGUGGUUCAGCUUACCACAGAAUCCUGAUAUGUAAUGUAUUAAUAGACUUAAUUAACAUAACAACAAUUUUAACAACAAAAUUAUUUAACAUGGAUUAAAGAGGAAAGAAAACAGGUCUGUGAAUAACAGAAAAUCAGUUUGUUUGUUUUUUUCAUUUCUGUGUAUUCAUUUCCUGCUGGCCUGCAGGGAAAGAGGAGAUAAAUUGGGAGUCUCCUUUUCUUGUCGUAGUGUAAAAAUCAUGUGCUGCAAUUAUGUAAUAUUAUACAGUUGUAAAGGUACCUACCAGUUCCAAAGGUCUGCAUAAUCUUCACACUGAGGCCUGAGGAUGAUAACAGUGUGUGCCAUUUAAAAUAUGUGAAAAUGCACAAAUGCACCAUUUUCUACCUGCAGUUCUUCUUGUCUAACACUCAUGGAAAAAAGCAAAUAAAGACAUUGCCUAA